Molecule: messenger RNA, 1572 nt
Organism: Funneliformis geosporum
Lineage: Eukaryota; Fungi; Glomeromycota; Glomeromycetes; Glomerales; Glomeraceae
Source: the annotation of a GenBank genome assembly
AUGGAUUUCACGAAUAAUAAAAAGGAUCUUGAAAAUACUUUUACUUUUGAGUCUUCAAGUCCCCCAAAACAGCCUGCUCCUCCUUCUCCGGUAGAAGCUCAUAAAGCUAAAUAUAAACGUAACAGUCUUCCUAAGAAUGCUGAAGAAGCAAGGCAACGACGUUUUGAACUUGACACGCAAGUUCGAAAAAAACACCGCGAACAACUCAUUACCACUAAACGUUUCAAACAUAAUCUUGAAGAAUACGAAGAAGAUGAAACUGAACCAGAAUAUACUUUAUCUCAAAAAGACAUUGAAAAGUUGAAAUCUGGUUUGAAUAAUGUUAGCCGAGAUGCACGACUUUCAAGUCUCCAGGACUUGAGUAAAUAUCUCGUGGACCCUUCCGAUACAUUGAAGCAGUUUGUAAUUGAAGGAGAUUGUGUAGAGAUAUUGAUCAAAUUCUUAUCCAGUAUUGAUCCGGCUGAACAACUUCAGGCUACUUGGUGUAUUACAAACAUUGCUGCUGGACCUAAAGAAUAUGUUCAGAAAGCUUUGUUGGCAGUUCCAUAUUUGAUCCCUUUCCUCGAAAGGGAAAAUAUUUCUUUGCAAGAUCAGGCUGCUUGGGCUAUAGGUAAUAUUGCCAUAGAAAGUUCUGAAUGUAGGGAUUUACUUCGUAAAAAUGGAGUGUUGAUCCCCUUGAUCAAUUUGCUCAAUUCUAAGGAUGUAAAUCUCAUCCAAACAGCCUGUUUCGCCCUCUCAAAUCUUGCUCGUGGUCCAAACGCUAAAUUACACGAGUUCUUCAAAGCUUGCAUCAACAAACGUCUUUUACAGCAUUUAGAAACUGAUGAGAGCUUUGAAGUUGUCUCUGAGGUUGCUUGGGUGUUAACUUAUAUAACUAGUGACGAUGACAAUAAGUAUACUGAUCAAUUGUUAAACGAAGGAAUUGCACCACUUCUGGUUAAACACAUGAGACCUUUGUUGAAUCAUGGACCUUUAUCGUUACCUUUAGUUAGAACAUUGGGAAAUAUUGCUAGUGGUCCCGAUACAAACACAGAUCAUUUGAUUCGGCAAUCCGAUUUCCUGCCUUCAAUGAUUCAAUAUAUUCAGAGCGAUUGCAGGCCGGUCAAGAAAGAAAGUCUUUGGGUUAUGUCUAAUAUAACAGCAACUCGCCGUCCAGAAGUUUUAGUCAAAGUGUUUAAUGCUGGAUUUAUCCCAAUUCUUUCAAAUAUCGCUACCCAUACAAACUUUGAUAUUCGAAAGGAAGCUGCUUACAGCUUAGUAAAUAUUGCAUCACAUGGUGAAGAAUUCAUGAAGUCUUUACCUCACCAAGAACUUUUACCAGGCUUCCUAGAAUUUAUUCGGUCCCAAGAUUAUGAUUUGAUUCGCUUAGGAUUAGGCUAUAUUGAAAUGUUAUUAUCACAAGUUCCGGAAAGUAAGCAAUUAUUAGAAAAUAUGAAGGGUAUUGACGCAUUAGAAACUGCUAUAUUGAUAGAAGACGAAUCAUUACGUAAUGCAGCUAGUCGUUUAAUGGAUAAAUACUUUGGGGAAGAAUUUUCUGAGCAAAUGCAAGUUCAAAUUGAAGAAACCACUUGA